This is a messenger RNA of Oreochromis niloticus (Nile tilapia), 5113 nucleotides long. It is a transcript of the gene acox1, whose product is annotated as acyl-CoA oxidase 1, palmitoyl. NCBI's taxonomy places the organism in Eukaryota, Metazoa, Chordata, Actinopteri, Cichliformes, Cichlidae. The transcript has 12 exons. Gene Ontology annotation, biological process: very long-chain fatty acid metabolic process; lipid homeostasis; fatty acid beta-oxidation using acyl-CoA oxidase. The record is from RefSeq and is a predicted model, not a curated record. Gene Ontology annotation, molecular function: fatty acid binding; FAD binding. Gene Ontology annotation, cellular component: peroxisome. The coding region runs from base 1561 to 3237 and encodes 558 amino acids.
GCUCAUGAAGCCAACAGCCAAGUAGAUGGGUUUGUUAUUAAAGAACAGCCUGCAAAUGAUUAAAUCCACUCGUUUGUUUGUAGGUGCUGUUCAUCUGUAGAAGUAUAAGGGGGGAGGGGGGCUUAUCACACUCAUAGUGCAUUUCAGUGUAUACUCAUGAAAAUGCUUCUUAUGAAGCAAAUGAUGUGAGGCUCAAAGGUAAAGUAUUGUGUAUGUGGUGUACUUUAAUGUUACUACACCCAGACUGUACUUUGACAGUAAUCAAAUUAUCCACCCACCUUCUCGUGUGCAAUAUGCAAAGCAACAAAAACCAGUGUUUGUUUUUGAACAAUAAUCCCAAACAGUGUCACAGAUGUUACAUGAACGGGGCUGAAUAUAGUUUUGGUCUUUUCACCUUUUUCCCCCCCAAAAAUGGACCAAAUCUGGUGGAUUGUUUUUUGCCGCUCUUGGCAACUAAGUCAACAACAACAACAAGCAGCUGGUGCAAAGUUCAAAUAAGAUUAAAAUUGUGUUAGAGGGCAACAAGCUGCCACUUAUUGUGCACUUUCUUCAUGAGCUGUGUGCAUUUAUUUAAAUUCAAUCCUUCUAAACUCUGCAAUGCAGUGCAGCUUUACUUCCACUGUAAACUGCACAUGCUCAUAAAUAUCCUUUGAUUUGUCAAGACACACGGCCAGAUUUACUAACAGUCACAAAUCCCAAAAUGAUCUCUCUGGUAGUUCUUCACUGAGUUCUCACCCUGCAUGUUUAGAGCUGAGCCCCACAUUGUGCUGGUUCCCAGUAAUAUUGGUGUAUUACUGAGGACCAUCAUGAUAUUUUGAUGAGAAAGAGCAGAACUAGCCUUAACCGAACUAAUGCAUCACAUGUUACUUAUUAAAGGCUACUAGGUUAAUUUUUACAGUGAGCAGAUGGGUUUGCAGUGUUUCAGGUUGUAAGUCACAUUUCUGCACAGAUUGAUUGCCAAUGAAAACUGCAAAGAGCACAAGAGCAACUCUGUGCCUUUUCUCAGGGUUGCAUACACACAGAGCUCUGCAACAUGACACAUUAUCUGUUUAUUUUAAUUUUUUAAAUGCUUUAAAAUGUUCCCACUACCACAUAAUCUUGUGCAUGCCGUACAGAAAUGUCUGCCAAAAUACAGCUUUUAAUGGGGCUUUGACGUGCAACAUUACAUAGCAUACAGGGAAAAAAUGUUUCCAUUUACACACUUACUAAAAAUGCAGAUGGGUCAGGAUCUGAUUUUAAGCAAAGUUCUUUGUCUGUUAUUUACACAAUUGCUGUAAUAGUUUCUGUGUCAUGUAUUCCACUUCAGCUGUCGGAUUUAUCUUGAGAUCAUACGGAUUUUUCUGCACACAGUCCCCAAGAAUUUCUAAGAGAAUUUGACAACAACAAAAAAAACAAAACAUUGGUUUUCUCCAGUUCAUCGGAAUUGUUAAAUGCUUUUGUAGAGAAGCGUAUGUUUAAAAUCAUCAUUUGCAUGUACAAACUGUUUCAGUUAUUUGCUGGGUACAUUGGGUAUAUUUAUUUUUGACUGGCUUAAUUGGUGCCAUUUGUAGAUUAAAGUCAAUGCAUCGUUGUUUAAAAAUGAAUACUGUUAGAUCUUUUCACUCGUGUCAAUACAUUUUUGCAAUUUGUGUCACACUGAUUGCCUCAUUUAGUAAAUCUGCCCAAACUGAGAUGGGUCACGGCACACACCUUAGAGGGCUGGAGACCACAGCCACAUAUGAUCCAGCCACUCAAGAGUUUGUCUUGAACAGUCCCACUGUGAGCUCCAUCAAGUGGUGGCCCGGAGGACUUGGGAAGACCUCCAACCAUGCCAUAGUGUUAGCACAGCUUUACACUCUUGGAAACUGCCAUGGUCUGCAUGCUUUCAUCGUACCCAUCAGAGAUAUGAACACACAUUUACCCCUGCCAGGUAUUGUUGUUGGCGACAUUGGCCCCAAGUUUGGCUUCAACGAGGUUGACAAUGGCUUCCUGAAAUUGGAGAAUGUACGAAUUCCACGGGAGAACAUGCUGAUGAAAUACGCCAAGGUGGAGCCAGAUGGAGCCUAUGUGCAACCACCGAGUACUAAGCUGACCUACGGCACCAUGGUGUUCAUCCGCUCCAUGAUUGUCGCUGAGUCAGCUCGAGCCCUCGCAAAGUCCUCCACCAUCGCCAUCCGCUACAGUGCUGUUCGUCACCAGUCUGAAAUACGGCCAGGAGAGCCAGAGCCUCAGAUCCUCGACUAUCAGACACAGCAGUACAAGCUGUUCCCUCUGCUGGCCACAGCCUAUGCCUUCACUUUUGUUGGCCAGUACAUGAGGCAGACCUACCACCGCAUUACUGAAGACAUCAACCAGGGAGACUUCAGCGAGAUGCCUGAGCUCCAUGCCUUGUCUGCGGGUUUGAAGGCCUUCACCUCAUGGGAAGCGACCUCAGCCAUCGAGGUGUGCCGCAUGUCAUGUGGUGGCCACGGUUACUCUCGAAGCAGUGCCUUGCCAGACAUUUAUGUCGAGUUUACACCUACCUGCACCUACGAGGGAGAGAAUACAGUCAUGAUGCUGCAGACUGCCAGAUACCUGGUGAAGAGCUACAAACAGGCUAAGGCAGGCCAGCAGCUGAGUGGCAUUGUGUCGUACCUGAAUGAAGCAGAUGUGCGGAGGGUGCAGCCACAGCCUGUCGCUGCCAGACCAACAGUGGUUGACAUCAAUGACCUGACUAGCCUGACAGAGGUCUACAAACUCCGAGCAGCCAUUCUAGUGGAGCUGGCAGCGAAGAGCAUCCAGCAGGAGCUGCAACGCAGGAAGAGUCAGGAGGAUGCCUGGAACAACAGCGCCAUCGACCUGGUCAGAGCCUCAGAUGCCCACUGUCACUAUGUUGUAGUGAAACUCUUUACUGACAAACUUGGGGAGGUUGCUGAUACAGCAGUACACUCAGUGCUGUCAACCCUGGCUCUGCUCUACACCCUGUAUGGCAUCACAAAGAACUCUGGAGACUUCCUACAGGCCGGACUGCUGAGUGUGCCCCAGGUGAUGCAGAUUUCUAUUCGAAUCAAGGAGCUGCUGGCUCAGCUGAGGCCCAACGCUGUGGCCCUGGUGGAUGCCUUUGACAUCCAUGACAAGAAGCUGAAUUCGGUCCUGGGACGAUACGAUGGGAAUGUUUAUGAGCACAUGUUCGAGUGGGCUCGCAAAUCCCCCCUCAAUGCUACAGAGGUACACGAAUCCUUCCACAAGUACCUGAAGCCUCUGCGGUCCAAACUGUGAACUGAUCCAUGAACCUCACCUCCUGGCUGGACCCUUUGACUCUGCAGGCUCAAGCUCAACAGUACUAAUCUACCCCAUGAUGCUUUUUACUAGCUGCCAGCUGGUAUAUUUCAGAAAUUAGCCCUCUUAAGGCCAUGGUAGAUGGCAAACUAACCCUAUAAGAUAGUAGAGAGGGAGAGAAGGAAAUUUAAAGUGAGUAGAUGUGUUUUAUGAAGGGAAAUGGAAAUGCAACCAAGACUGAAAAUUGAUAAAGUGAGCCCACUGAGAGACCUCCAAGAAUAGCUUUAACACUAACAAUCACACAUUUACAGUUUUAGACUGAUCUGCCUUUUGAACAGAACAUCCACGGCAAAGUAUUAUUUGUGGUCAGUUUUUUUUCCUUAAUUUUUUUUGCUGCAUGCCUGAAAUUUCCUUCUUUUUUUUUUUUUUUUUUUUUUUUUUUUUUUUUUUCUGCUCCCUCUCUCUUCUAGCAAGAACAGAAUGUCUGAUGAUUGUUACAUAAUGCGGGCAAUCGGCUAAUGGUAAAAUCAGGGUGGCAAACUGUUGUUCUUAAUUAUUUCAAGAGGCUUUUGUUUGUCCAUAACAUUUAUCAAUCAUGGUACUGCUUAAGGAGUAGUUUCACAUCAAUGAUUCAACCAAGUCUGAGUCUAGCCCUUAAUUGUACCAUAACAUGACAGACUUUCAUUUGUUUCAGAUACAUAUUCCAAUUUAAAAAACCUUUUCAUAAAGAGAGCUUCUUCAGUCACUUAUUGUAAUAAAAUGAUCUUAAAAGUCCCUGCUAACUGAUGGCUCACUUGAAAUCUGUGAUUUUUUUUUUUUAGUAUCAAAUGAUCAGCAUCUGUACCCUGGAAAUGUGGACGGUUUUUAACAGCAUCUGCUGCAGUCGUCUCUAAACCCACGUCACCAGCUGUAGUCCCCAUAAGCCUUUAACUGCCUAAAUCCUCCAGUUGUCUUAUUUCAGUCAAAAAGGUGAUUCAGUCUGCCUGUUCUCUUAUUUCAUAUUCCACCUCUGUUCCCAUACAAUGACCAACAUUGUGUCGCAUGACAAUUCCACCUUAUUGGUGCUCCAUAAAUAGGAGCUGAGCUCACUGGACAGCUGAGACGCAGUGUGCACAUUUGAGACGGUGGAAAAAUUUGGGGCUGAGAGAAGAUCAAGUUCAGCACUCUAGGAUUCUCAAAUCUUCAGUUUUUGACAGUAUCGACUCUGUAUCUGUAAAAGCUCAGCAUGAUUAUGUUAAGGUCUGGAUGGAUUUUUAAUUUAUUCUAACAUAUUUCAAUCUAAGAAAUAUAAAUGAAUUUGUUUACUAAAAAAUGUUCCUUUAUCUCAGAGUGCAAUUGUUUAAGUGAUGCUGCAAAGCAGUAAAAUUACUUUGUUGCUUUUCUUUUCUUUUCUUUCUUUUCUUUUUUUUUUUUUUUCUUUUAAAUGACUUGUUGGGCAGUGAGCUUAAAUCUAAAACCUCGCUGUAGACUGUAAUGAUGAUGAUUUGUAUAAUAAUUAUGUGCCUGACCAUUAAUUCAGAAUGUUCUCACAUGACUCCUUCUGUUUCGAUCCUAUAUUUAAUGGUUUGGAUCUGCUGUAAGUUCUGAUGACAAGUAGUUCAUAACACUGGUCUUCUAAUUUGUGCAGUCAUUGUGGGUGGGGAGGGGUUUUAUUUUUUUCUUCUUGAAUCUAAUUCAGAAUAUUCUCACAAGUAAUUGCAUUUCAUUUGUUUUUCCACAAAACUGUAUUUUGAUUUGUUAGACGGUCACAAUUAUCACUAUAUAAGAGUAAGCUGUUUGAGAGUUUGUUUUCUUUUUUAAAAAAAAAAAAAAACAUGUUUCAUUGAGUAAUAACAGUUUUAAUGGUUGGCAAAUAAAGACAUGACCUGAAAUUUCA